AUGGCAAGUAGAAACUAUGUAAACACUCUACCACCAGUUUUUAUGAAUGAGAACCAGUUGCAAUACCAGACAAACACACAAUCUAAUCAGCUUCACUUGCUUGGAAACAUGGGAGGUGGGUGCACUGUUGAUCCAGUAAACUAUUUUUCUAACGAGAAUCUCCUUCCAAUGAUUCGGUCUAACAAAAGAGGAAGGGAAGCUGAAAGCAUUACUAACAUCCAAAGACAACAUAAGCUUCAUAACAAUUAUACUCUUCAAGAAGAAGCCCCCAAGGAGAAUCUAGUCUCCACUG
Eruca vesicaria subsp. sativa (arugula) is the source of this 292-nucleotide messenger RNA. The record is from the annotation of a GenBank genome assembly. NCBI's taxonomy places the organism in Eukaryota, Viridiplantae, Streptophyta, Magnoliopsida, Brassicales, Brassicaceae.